AUGAGCUGGGGAAAACAACUUGAAAAUCCUUCUUGGCACAGAGAAGGGAAUCUUCGAGCUGUGGACACCCAGAAAGACAUUCUGCCCCCAACGCAGCAGCCAAUGAUAUAUAUUUGGGGAGAAUGUCACACCAAAAAUGAAAUAAAAUCAAGGGAUCCAAUCAGAUGCAGAGAAUGUGGAUACAGAAUAAUUUACAAAAAAAAUACUAAAAGAUUGGUGGGUUUUGAUGCGCAAUGA
Molecule: messenger RNA, 237 nt
Organism: Acomys russatus (golden spiny mouse)
Lineage: Eukaryota; Metazoa; Chordata; Mammalia; Rodentia; Muridae
Product: DNA-directed RNA polymerases I, II, and III subunit RPABC4-like
Exons: 2
Coding region: 1-237 (78 amino acids)
Biological process (GO): DNA-templated transcription
Cellular component (GO): RNA polymerase III complex; RNA polymerase II, core complex; RNA polymerase I complex
Molecular function (GO): DNA binding; DNA-directed RNA polymerase activity; zinc ion binding
Source: RefSeq, a predicted model, not a curated record